This is a messenger RNA of Danaus plexippus (monarch butterfly), 615 nucleotides long. RefSeq lists its product as uncharacterized. The record is from RefSeq and is a predicted model, not a curated record. The transcript is spliced from 3 exons. Lineage: Eukaryota; Metazoa; Arthropoda; Insecta; Lepidoptera; Nymphalidae. Bases 1 to 591 code for a protein of 196 amino acids.
AUGAAGAACAUGAAGUGGAUAAUUCAUCUUUUUAUAUUAUACCAAAUUACUUUCGAAGUUUUUUCUGAAAUAAGGGACAGUGCUUUGAUGAAUAAAUUGUCAAAACUGAAACCCGUGGGGGGUUUUGUUGGUAAGAAAUUCGUGCCGCUGACAGAGAUACCUCCACCUAACGUUCCACACUUGCUAUCUGGAAGGCGACACUUGGAAGACGAGUGCAGCAAGAAGCCACCAUCGAGAGACGUGCACGAGGGAAACCAAGUGGACAUUAUCGGAGAUUACUAUGACGACAAAGUCGCUAAGACCGUCGCCACAGUCAUCAUACCGGAUCACAUAGAUUAUAAACAUUUCGAAGUGACGACCCAAGUGCCGUAUCUGACGUUGGGAUUUAUAGAAGCUAUAGGUUACCACCCAAGCACAUUAAAGAGCGAACAUCCGAGGGAAUGCGAGAAGAUAUACCAGGAUCACAUAGAAGAGCUUUACACGGACGAAACAACAGAUUAUUCAGAGGAAUCGUUAGAAAUGGCCAAAAUGCCAAUUGAAAUGCCGCAAUCAAUGGAAGACCGGCUCGCGAACAUGUACGAUGACAUAUAAUAUGUUGAUAAUUUUUUUCUUAUU